Messenger RNA from Plasmodium relictum, 2985 nucleotides. RefSeq names its product conserved Plasmodium protein, unknown function. Gene Ontology annotation, cellular component: cytoplasm. Bases 1 to 2985 code for a protein of 994 amino acids. The record is from RefSeq and is a predicted model, not a curated record. The transcript has a single exon. Gene Ontology annotation, biological process: axoneme assembly. NCBI's taxonomy places the organism in Eukaryota, Apicomplexa, Aconoidasida, Haemosporida, Plasmodiidae.
AUGAAUAAUAAAAAGUCUAUACCUAAAAAUGAAAAAAAAUUAAAAAAAAAAAAAAAAGAAAUAGAAUAUAUUAAUAAAGAUGAUAAAUUAAGUGACACAUUAGUUUCAUAUAACUUAAAUGAAAUAUAUAAACCUGAGGAAAAGCUAAAUAAUCUAAAUGAGUGCAAACUAGAAAGAGGUACGACUUUCAGUGAAAGAAAAAUAGAAGUAGAAAAUAUGAAUUAUGAAAUAACAAGUGAUUCUAUCUUUAAUAAUGAAACUACUAAUGAAUACAUUAAAGUAGAAGAGAAACAUGAUAAUUUUAUCAAUUAUAAAGAAAAUGAUUAUAAAAGUACAAGUUAUAUAAAUGUUUCUACUAAAAAUGUAAAAAAUAAUAAAAGAGAAGAUACAAAAAAAAAUAAUAACAAAAUUUAUAAUUUAAAAAAUAUAAAAAAUGAAACAGCAGUGGAUAAACUUGAAAAACUAAAAGAUAUUUUAUAUGAUCAACUAAAGAAAAAAAAUAUAAUUUUAGAUGAAAAAUUGAGAAAUAAAAAAAAUGAAAAAUCUAAAUUAGAAGAGCUUGUAAAAAGAGGGGGAUUAGAGCUAUAUAGAAUAAAUAGGGAAAUUGAAAAUUUAGAAAAAAAGGAACAAGAAGUAAUACAUUCAUUACAAAACUUAUACUGCAAGAAAAAUAUGUAUCUAAAUGAAAAUGCAGAAUUAAAAAAAAGUUACAAUGAUGAAUUAAUGAAUUUAAAAAAAGAAUUAAAUUAUUAUGCAGAAAUAUAUAAUAAAUAUAAUAAUAGUCUUUUAGAACAAAAUAACCUAAAAAAAUAUCAUGAAUUUAUUAAUGAUAAUUCUAAAAUUAGUGAAAAUAUGCUUUCAUCAAACAAGAAAAUGAAAUUAAAAGAAUACAAAAUUGACAAAAAGGAAAAUAUUAUUAGCAAAUUGAAUCAUCAAAUUAAUGAAAUAAAAAACAACAUCGAUAUAAAAAAAGAUCUAUGCAAAAAUGAGGAAACAGAAAGUAAUCAUUUAGAAAAAUUAAUAAGUGAUGGAAAGCAUGAAUUAUUACUUUUAAAAAAUGAAAAAAAGAAUAUUGUUAAAAAAUUAAAUGAUUCUAUUAAUCAAAUGAAAAAAAGAGACGAAGCCAUUGAUGAAAUUAAUAAUAAAUUAAAUGAAUUGAAAUCAAAUAUUAACGAUUUAGAAAAAAAUAAUGAAAAAUUACAACAAGAGUAUAUAACAGAAAAAGAAAAAAAAGAAAAAAUUAAUAUGGAAUAUAAUAUAUUAAAGAAUGAUUUAAAAAAAUUAAAGACACAAAAAGAAGCUGUAGAAAAAAAUAUAAGUGAAAUUUCAAGUUAUAAUGAAAAGUUAAAAAUAGAAUUAAAUAAGGAAAAAAAAAGCUGUGGGGUUAUAUGUGACGAAAUAAAAAAUAUAAAUAAGGAAAUAAUGGAUAAAGAGAACUCAAUAAAGAUAAUAAAAAGUGAUAUUAGUAAAAAUAUUGAUAAAAUUAUAAAUAUUUACACUGAAGAAAUUAAAGUAAGCCAUUUUGCUUCUAAGAUAAAAAAUGAAGUUUCUUCUAUUAAAGAAAAUAUAAAUAAAAAGGAAAAUGAAAUAGAAAAUUACAAAAAUGCAAUUAUUAGAAUAAAAAUUCAGCAAAUUUUAGAAAGCACUAAAAUAGAAAAUAUGCAGAAAAAAAUGAGCAAAUUAGAAGAUGAAUUUAAUGAAAAAAAUAAUAUUUUAUUAAAUUACGACAACACAAUAAAAAAAAAUCAUUAUUUGAUAGAAAAAAAACAAGUAGAAGUAGAUAGAUUAAACGAAGAAUUUGAUAAAAAAAACAAAAAAAGUGAUGACUUUGGACAGCCUGUGACUUUAGAAAUAAAAAUACAAAAAUUAAAUAAACAAAUUUCACAUAUUUUAAAAGAAAGUAGAUUUCUAGAAAAACAGUGGUUUCUGAAACAAUCGGAAAUGGUAAAAAUACAAAAUGAAAAUGUUAAAAUAAAUGAUGAAAUAAUAAAAAGCAAAGAUUUAUGUGUAAUUUUUGAUCAAAAAAAAUGUGAGUUGCAAGAAAAUUUAAAAAAUAUACAUAAUAUAAUAAAAAAAUUAAAUAAUAAUAUAAUUUUUAUCCGAUUACAAUUAGAAAAAUUUGCAUAUAAGAAUAGUGAAACCUUAGAUAAAAUUAAAAAAAUGGAAGAUGAAAUUUUAAAAUGGAAUGAAAAUUUAAAUGUAAAGGCUGAAGGAGACAAAAAAAAGAAGGAAAACUUAAAAAUUGAAAUAGGUGAAUUGAAAAAAGAAAAAAUGCAAUGCCAACAAGACCUAUUAGAUUAUGAAAAUAAAAUUCUUAUUCUUGAAAGUAAAAUUAUAGAAGAAAAAAAGUUGCAGGGAAUAAUUAAAGAAUAUGUAGACAACAAGGAUAUUAUACAACUAAGAAAGCAAAUACAACAGAAAAAUGCAAUUAUAGAAAAUAUGAAAAAACAACAAAAUACUAUUUUAGCUAGCAUCAAAUUAGCUUUAAAUAAAAGAAAUGAUUUAGAUAGUAAGAAGGAAAUUUUUCAAAAAAAUUAUGAAAGUGGUGUUAAUAUCUCCUUUAAAAUGCAUCAUGAAAUUUCUUUAAUAAAAAAAAAUUUUAAAGUAACAAGAAAUAAAAAGGAGCAACUAAAUAAUCAUUUAAUGGAGAUAACAGAAAUAUAUAAUAAUUUAUUAAAAGAAGAAGAACGACAACAAUUAAACUUGAAAAAUCUAAAUGAAGAAUAUUCUAUAUUUGAUGGAAUUCUAAAAAUUCAAAAUUUUGAGAAAAAACAUCGUUUUCAAGAAUUAUUAAAAUUUCAGAAAGCUGUAAAAAAUCUGAAUUCACUUGAAAAUUUGAAAGUUCCUUAUUCUCAAAUAAGAGAAAGUUGUUCAACAUAUAAAAGAAAACUUCUAAUAAUUAGGAAAAAAUUAGAAAGUUUUAAAACAGAAAACGAAAAUUAUAUUAAAUGCAUUUCUGUAAUAUUAGAAUGGUUAAUUAAUUAA